This is a messenger RNA of Exophiala xenobiotica, 321 nucleotides long. RefSeq lists its product as uncharacterized. The transcript is spliced from 2 exons. Lineage: Eukaryota; Fungi; Ascomycota; Eurotiomycetes; Chaetothyriales; Herpotrichiellaceae. The record is from RefSeq and is a predicted model, not a curated record. The coding region runs from base 1 to 321 and encodes 106 amino acids.
AUGUCGGUCUCAGGCUUCUCCGUCCAGCAUGACCCGGAAGUCCAAGCAUACAACAAACUUCGCGCCACAUACCUCGCCGCUGAGAAGGAGCGCAGACGAGACGAGAAGUCCCGGAAGCAGGAGGAGAAGAAGCUGCUAGAGUCGUUCAAGAAGGAUCGAAGGAUGAAAUCACGGACCGGAAAUCGAAAUGUUGUCUCCAGGAUUCUCCACCCGGUCGGGAAAGACAGAGACGAAAGACUGCUUCCGGAGGUGAUGGGAGCGAAAUCUGUUGAUUCGGAAAGCGACUUGGACGAGGUAUCACUGAAAGAGGCGUUGAGAUGA